Rotaria sp. Silwood1 is the source of this 1947-nucleotide messenger RNA. NCBI's taxonomy places the organism in Eukaryota, Metazoa, Rotifera, Eurotatoria, Philodinida, Philodinidae. The record is from the annotation of a GenBank genome assembly.
AUGUUACAUAUUGGGCAUGGACCGAAUCCAGUAUGUUCUCCACCUACAUCACAACAUAAUGAACCAAUAAAUAAAAAUACAGCAGCUCGAAAUAAAACAUAUGAAUAUUAUCUUACACAUCCUGCACAACAACAACCAAUUUAUAUUGGACAAAGUCCAUCUUUGGAUAUAGCUUCAAGAUAUAUUGAUAAUAGUUAUAAUGGAACAACAAAUUUAAAUGAUCUUCGUCCAACAAGUGCAACAUCAUCAAUUCGUUCUCAAGAUAGUGGUGUUGCACAAUCUGAUCCAAAAACUUCUAUUGAUUGUAGUGCAAAAACUGAAUCAAGUUCAAAAAUAUCAAUUCAUAAUAGUAAUAAUCAAUAUAUAUCAACUAAUAAUCCAUUAACAAUUGAACAUCACAAAUUAUCAUCAUCUAAAUUAAAUCAACAUGGAUUAAUAGCACAAUUUGAACAAGAUUUUAAUUUAAAUACAGAAUCAAUACGUGAAAAACUUCAACCAUUAAAUACACAACGAUUAAAAAUGCAUCGUCAAGCAACAAAAGCACUUAUAAUGAGUAUUUUGGAUAAUGGUGAAGUUGUACUUGAAACUAUACGUACAAAAAGUACAAAACGUCGUAUAGUUGAUGUAUUUCGUGUAUCACAUGAUGGUUUACAUAUAAUAACAUAUACACCAAAUAGUCGUCAUGGUUCACCAGCAAGUGAUCAUCCACCACCAAUACCACGUGAUAAAAAUGCUUAUCAACAAUAUCAUUUUGAUAGAUUACCAUCGGAAUAUUGGAAAAAAUAUCAAUAUGCUCAUAAAUUUGUUACAGUAGUUCGUUCACGUACAGCUAAAAUAAUACUUUAUACACCUGAUGCUAAAUGUUCAUUAAUGGAAACAAGUGUAGAUUUUGAAGCUGUUUUUUUAUGUGGUGUUAAAAUAACAAUAUUUCGAGACAAUUCUAAAUCUAAUGAUUCAUUAAAAAUAAAAAUUAUAAAUAAUAAUGAUAAAUCAGUAUCAUUAUUAGAAUAUGAUCGUAUUACAGCACCAAAUAUAUCUUCUAUUGAACAUUUUAGUCCAGAAAUACGUCAAAUAAUUGAUAAUGCAAUUUUGUGUUAUAAAUUUUGUCUAUCAAAAGAUAAAAUUUUUGAAGAAAGUCAAAGAAGUUUUUCAUCAAUUCAAGUUUUUCCUGUUCAAUUCGGAAAAAAACAUACACAACCAGAUUUACAUAGACCAAGUACUCCUAGUUCUAUUGGCCGGGCUGUUUCAAGUAGAUUAAGCGGUUCAUCAUCAACUAUCAAUGAACCUAUUGUCUUACCUUCAUCAUCAUUUGGUACACCUUCGCCAAUAUUAUCUACUCGACCAGAAUUUGCCUCUGAAAAUGAUAUUCGAAAAUCAAGAAAUCCUUCAAAUACAUUUUCUAUAUCAUCAUCAACAAAUGCUGGACGUAAUAAUAUUCAACAUUCAAAUUCUUCAUCAGUAUUACGUACGUCUGAUUAUCAUCAUCAAGUAACUUAUAUACCUCAAUCAUCUUUACCAACAACAAAUCAUUCUCGUUCACAAUCAGUACAUCCUUCAUCAUUUUAUACACCUGAUACAUUAUCUAGUUCAUCGUUUUCUAAUCGUCCAUCUUCAACAAAUAUCAAUAAUAAUAUGUGUACAUCAACAACAUCACUUAAUUCAAUAACAAGUGGUGGACCAACAAUGAUAACAACACGGCAAGGAAUUAAUACAAAUAAAAUUCCAUUAACUCGAAAAUCGAUAACUGAAUAUUCAAAUCGAGCUUUUCGUGUAGUAUUUAGUGAUGAUAGUGUAAUGAUUAUACGUGAUGAUUCUCCUGAUGGACAAAUAUUUAUUGAUGCACAAGGUAAAUCUUAUUCAUUUGAUCGACGACAACCCCAUCAACCAGAAGCAAUACAAGAGCGCCUAGCACUCUUCUAUCAAAAUGAACAUGAUUUAGUUGAUUAG